Molecule: messenger RNA, 4121 nt
Organism: Anolis sagrei ordinatus
Lineage: Eukaryota; Metazoa; Chordata; Lepidosauria; Squamata; Anolidae
Gene: HOXA9
Product: homeobox A9
Biological process (GO): anterior/posterior pattern specification; DNA-templated transcription; embryonic skeletal system morphogenesis
Cellular component (GO): nucleus
Molecular function (GO): RNA polymerase II cis-regulatory region sequence-specific DNA binding; DNA-binding transcription factor activity, RNA polymerase II-specific
Source: RefSeq, a predicted model, not a curated record
GGCUCUCCAAUCCAGACAUGGUUCAGGAAGGUUGUCCAGGAGAGGACGGGAUGGGGAAGCAUUACUAACCCCCUCCCCGACCCAAUCCAUACAUAUAUAGUCUUCCCCAGCGGUAGCAUGGCUCUGGUUCCUCCUCUCCAGACAGAAGAGGAAAGAGGCAGGAGGGCUCACAUACCAAGAAGCCCCUCUGCAGUCAACUUGAUCGAGGCGGGUGGGUGGGUCUCUUUGGUUUGCCCUCCAAACGUCCAUGUUGCUCUGCUUUCCCCCUUUCCAGUCUUUUUUUUCUUUGUCCACGUGCACGAAGAAGCCUACUUCCCCCAAAUAUAUAUAUUAUAGCAUUUGGAAAUACUACACACAUAUAUAUGUGUAUAUCUGGCUUCCAAAGCUGAGUGUUUGUGUCAGAAUGUCAAUGGAUCAGCGUGCAACCCGCUGCUGGAGUUUCUCUGAAGGAGGGGGGCAAAAAACACGGCGUUGGAGUGGAUCUGGAAAUGUGGGUUCGUGGGAAGGGCUCCCCGUUGUGUCUCCGGCGACCCUUGGCUCUCAAGGUGCCCCAUAAAGAGCCCCAAACCCCCCUCUUGUGCCCCCCGCCCCCCGCUUUCCCCUCUCCUCGUCUGUUCGGGCGCGUGAGAGGAAAAGAGGCAGAUCCGAGGGAGACAGGCUUCUUCUCUUGGAUUUGACUUUUCGCCUUGCCAGCCUCCCGUUCGCUCUGAACUCAGCCGCACAGUAUUAUUUACAGUACAGCUUCCCAAAGUACAACACAAUAGUAUAAUUUAACCUUUCCAGUGCACUCGUAAAUUUUUACUGCCGCGAAACACAGCGAUGCAAAUGAAUAUGCUCGUCGUUACUGACUUAAUAACAACCCGGUGGCUCCCGAGACAAUAACUCCUUAUGUAUGAAAUAGAAUAAAUAUAGAUUUAAAUACAGUGCGCCCGCCCAAUGUUAUUUUCCUUUUCUUUAUUUUUAUGGCUUCCAUUAUUGUAUAAUUUUAUGUGAAGGUCUCCCAUCACUUAAAAAAAUAAUAAUAAAAUAAAGGAAGCCUGUCUUAGUUGGGUUUUUUUUUCUCCUCUCCUUUCUUGGAUUCUCCAAACGCCAAGCUUUGAUGGGAUGAUUAAUUAUGAUAUAAAAUAGUCCCCUCUUUUAAAGGAGGGCAAGACCCACCCUCCCCUUUCCCCCUCCCCCUCCUGAAAAAAAAUCCCUAAUCUUUUAAUCUUAUUUGCAUGCCACAAAAACCCAAAGUUUGCUCGUCCAACUCGCCCCCUUUACAUUAAAAAAAAAUCCUAAGGCUGGGCUAUAAAAAAUGAUGACUCGAAAACACUGACCCAUUAAUAGCCUGCGGACUGAUUUAUACUUUAUUGUUCUGCCGCCCGGCCACGUGAGGCGCGGCAGCCAAUCAGAGGCCCCGGCCGCCUUCAACUUAUUAGGUGACUGUACUUCUUCGCCAGGACCAAGUUGUGACAUGAAAUCUGCCGUUUCAUAAUUUCGCCGGGUCUUGCCUCUCUCUCCUCCUUCCUUCCUUUUUCUCUCUCUCUCUCCCCCUUCUCUUCUUUUUCCUCCCUUCCCUUCCCUCCUCCGCCCGGGCCAUGACUUCCUCGGGGACGCUGAGCAACUACUACGUGGACUCCUUCCUGCUCCACGAAGGCGGCGAGGAGCUGGGCCCCUCCGCGGCGCGCUACGGCUCGCUGCCCCUGGGCCAAGUGGGCUCCCGAGGGGCGGCCCCCGAGCACGCCGACUUCUCGGCCUGCAGCUUCCAGGCCAAGGCCUCCUCGGUCUUCUCGGCCUCCUGGAGCGCCGCCCCGCCGCCUCCGCACCCGCCUCCGCCUCCUCCGCCGCCCCCGGGCUCCGGCCACGUCUACCACCCCUACGUGCACCACCCGCCCCCGCUGCCCGCCGCCCCCGACGGCAGCAGGUACCUGCGCUCCUGGCUGGAGCCUCUGCCCGGCGGCUCCUUGGCCUUCCCCGCCUUGCCGCCGCCCGGCCGGCCCUACGGCAUCAAGCCCGAGCCGCUCCCGGCCCGGCGGGGGGACUGCCGCACUGCCUUCGAGCCGCACAGCAACGCCCUCCCCCUGACUGACUAUGCCUGUGGUUCCCCCUCAGCUGAACGGGAGAAGACCCCCGGAGAUGGGCCGCCCUUCGCCGAGAGCCACGCCGAGAGCGAGGCCGGAGCAGGAGGAGCAGGAGGGGACAAGAACCAGAUCGACCCCAACAACCCGGCGGCCAACUGGCUCCACGCGCGCUCCACGAGGAAAAAGCGCUGCCCUUACACCAAGCACCAAACGCUGGAGUUGGAGAAGGAGUUUUUGUUCAACAUGUAUCUGACCAGGGACCGACGGUAUGAGGUGGCCCGGCUGCUGAAUUUAACCGAGAGACAGGUCAAAAUCUGGUUCCAGAAUCGGAGGAUGAAAAUGAAGAAAAUCAACAAGGACCGAGUGAAAGAGGACUGAGUGGGUCUCGCGUGGCAGGUUCCUCGUGGCUCAGAAACAGCGGAGAAAAACACCCCUUUUCUCCCAUUUUUUCACCUCCCAAGGCGACACAACCGAAUCCCUUCAUCUUCCAAUGAGACUAUCUAGGCCUCGCGUGACUCGCCUUUAUUGUUUAUGUUUUAUUUAAUUUUUCAUUUUUUUGAAAAAAAAACCCCGACUACAACAAAAUCCUUUGAUGGUUUGUUCUCGUCUUUGGCCCAAUCGGCUCUUGAAUGUACCUCGCCAGCGUGCAGGGAGAUAAAUGGCUGGGACCUGGUGCUAUUGAAGAGGUACCACGACUUUCAAUCUAUUACCUACAGACAGGGAAAGAAAGAGAUCUGCUCCCUAAUCAUAGGCAAGGCAAACAGGGGAGGCUCGUGUUGUUGGCUUGUCUAAAUCUACCUGUCCUUCUUGAAAGAAAGAGAAUGAAAGAAAACUACCUUUUUAAAAUGCACAAUUCUUUAUGGACUGUAUAGGUUAGUCGAAAUAGUUAAUUUUAUUUGCUUUUUGCGCAGCAGAGAGAGCUCUGCUUUUAAUACUUGAACACUGUGUUUUUAUUGUGGUAAUUAAUUAUGUUUGUGACUCGGUUUUUUUGUGCUUGGGUGCUGUAUCCGAUUGUGGUCCUGUAAGCUAGAAUUCAAUUUGAACUCAGGUUGUUUAAUGAUAAAGGAUGCAUAAAGGAUAGCUCUGUAGUGUACAAACCUUCUCCUUCCCUGUAUUGUCGAAGGCUUUCAUGGCCGGAAUCACUGGGUUGUGGUGAGUUUUUCGGGCUGUAUGGACAUGCUCCAGAAGCACUCUCUCCUGACAUUUCGCCUGCAUCUAUGGCAGGCAUCUUCAGAGGUUGAUGAACUCACAACCUCUGAAAAUUCCUAUCAUAGAUGCAGGCGAAACGUCAGGAGAGAAUGCUUCUGGAACAUGGCCAUACAGCCCAGGAAACUCACAACAACCCAGCUUCUCCUUCCCUGCAUCGUUAGCCAGUUAAUUUUGAAUUGCAAUGGGUAGGCUGCAGGGCUGCAAUUUGCUGUCCCCUAUCUCAACGAGAGGAAAAUAUAUGUGUAUAUAUAUAUAUAUCCAUAUACAUAUGUAUAUAUGAAUAUAUAUGGAAUUAGGAAAGGGCUCAUGGAUGCUUUGACCCAUUUGCUUUCGAACCAAUCACUUGAUCUAUAUAUAUAGUACAGUCUUCGUCAGUUGUGUAUAUAUCUAUAUAUACAUAAAUAUAAUCUAUAUAUUAAAGAAAGAAACCCUUAAUUAUCGGACUAGCUUGAAUCUUGUUUUGCACCCGUGAGCAGUUUUCAGAGACCGGAGCUAUGCCUGUUAUGUGGGAGGGAAAGAAAGAAAAGAAAGAAAGAAAGGCAACUACCUAUGGUUUACGUUUUAAGUUUAAUCAAGUCAUUUGAUUCUUAUUGUAAUGAAAGUUUUAAUUUUAUUGAUAAUAAAUUAUACGCUCUAAAAAAACUACCUUUGGUUAUUGUAGAUUUGUAUCAAUGAUUAAAAUAAAAAUAAAGAAUAGCCCAAAAUAUAUAUAUCCUGGAAGUUUAUGUUGAUGCUGAAGCUACACUGUAUCAUUGCAAUAGUUACCUCAUGGCCUACUGACCAAAUAGUUGUGUCCGAAUGAUAUUUAACUUUUUUUUUGCUUAAUAAAAAUAUAUUGAUUCUUUUGUA